Messenger RNA from Ctenocephalides felis (cat flea), 2324 nucleotides. RefSeq names its product digestive organ expansion factor homolog. The record is from RefSeq and is a predicted model, not a curated record. The transcript has a single exon. Gene Ontology annotation, biological process: maturation of SSU-rRNA from tricistronic rRNA transcript (SSU-rRNA, 5.8S rRNA, LSU-rRNA). The coding region runs from base 48 to 2324 and encodes 758 amino acids. Gene Ontology annotation, cellular component: nucleolus; small-subunit processome. Lineage: Eukaryota; Metazoa; Arthropoda; Insecta; Siphonaptera; Pulicidae. Gene Ontology annotation, molecular function: rRNA binding; U3 snoRNA binding.
UGACAGAUCUUACCAUGUGCUAAAAUCAAAAUAAUUAAUAUUUAACAAUGGGUUCUAAAUUUCGUGGCAAAAAUACAAAUUCCAAACACAAACCAAAUAAAUCAAAAUUCAAACGACAUAAUGGUAAAUCGAAACCAAAACAGAAGCAAAAUCAAAACAAACACAGUUCAAGAUUUUUGGCAAAAGUGCAAAACCAAGAGGCUGAGGAAAGGUUAAAAAAACAACGCAUGAGAGACUUAGAAAUACAAAAUCAGCAAAGUGAUAGCUCUGAGGAGGAGCAGGUUGAAAAUCCAUUGAAUAUGCUUCUUUCGUCUUUUAAUAAUAGAGAGGUAAAGGACAGUAAGGCUUGCAGUUCUGAUGAAGACUCCAUUGGGAGUGAUUCUGAUGAUGACGAAAAUUUAGAUGACGAAAACUUAGAUGAUGAAGAAUUAGAUGACGAAGAUAUGUCUGAUGAAGAUAACAAAGAUGAUAAUUUAGAAGAUAACGAGGAUGCUGAAAUGCACUCAGACAACGAUGAAUCAGAUAAUAAAGAAACCCAAGAAAAAAUUGAUCUUCCAGGUUCUGCAGAUGCUACGGAAGAUUUACCAGCGUCCGACAACUUCAGCAUGCACCUAGAUCACGAAUUAAGCCCGGAGUUACUAAAUAUCUUGUCAAAUAAACCUGUAAAAUCAUCAAAUCAUGAAUUAACAUGGCCUGCGCUGGGUAAGUUAUUUGUAGAUAUUCCAACAUGUGAUAAACCGGUUGAUAAAACCAUUAAAACCCUUGACGAUGAUGUUACGUAUGCAACAGAAGGCACAAAGCCUGAACGUAUUGAUUUAAAUAAAUUAGACUGGUUAAAAAUUGGUUUGAAACAACAAUUGAUACCACAUGUGGUAAAAGAAGUAACACCUUUACAAUCGGAACUGUUUUCUAUAAUGAAUAAUUACCAAGAUUUGUAUUAUCCUAACCGCACUUUACAAAAUGGUGAAGAAGUGAGGUACACGUAUUGUUUGCAUGUUUUAAAUCACGCGCUUAAAACCAGGACUAAAGUUUUGCACCAUAAUUCCAAAAUUUUGCAAAACAAGAAUGAAGUUCCUGAUCGGUUUAGAGAUCAAGGUUUUGUGAGGCCGCGGAUUUUGAUUGUCGUACCAUUUCGUGAUAGUGCUUUAAAAAUUGUUAAAAUUUUAACAAAUUUGCUUGUCCCGAAUAGAGGUGGAGGUGUGCAAAAUAGUUUACGGUUUGAGCAAGAGUACGGGGGUGAAAGUAUAGCUUUUCCUAAACACAACCCCAAACCCGAAGACUACGAACAGUUGUUUACAGGAAACACCGACGAUACGUUUAAACUCGGCGUGGCGGUUACCAAAAAAAGUAUAAAACUGUACGCUGAUUAUUACGGUUCUGAUAUUAUAAUCGCGUCCCCCUUGGGUCUACGUAUGUCCGUAGGUGCACCCGGAGAGUCUCACAGAGACUACGACUUUCUUUCAUCCGUAGAACUACUUGUAAUGGACCAAGCAGACGUAUUUUUAGCCCAGAAUUGGGAUCACAUUCUCCAUACAAUGGAGCACAUGCAUUUACAACCAAAAGAGUCUCACGAUACAGAUUUUGCACGUGUACGCAUGUGGGCUUUGAAUGGUCACACCCGAUUGUACAGACAAACCAUACUUUUAUCAUCACACGAUAUACCACAGUUGCGUGCUUUUGUACGUGGACGGUGCUCCAACUACAGGGGCUCAGUACGUGUAGUAAAUCCUGUAAUCGGAGGCUCCAUACGCGAAGUUGUAGUCACAUUACCUCAAGUAUUCCAUCGAAUAACUUGUGCUACAGCUGCUGAAGCUAUUGACGCACGUUUUAACUAUUUCACCAAAAAAGUCUUGGGGCAGUACCGGAGCCCUGCAAUGGCCCAGUGUUUAUUAUACAUCCCCGACUACUUCGACUACGUACGUUUACGCAACUAUUUCAAACGCGAAGAAAUAAACUUCACACAAAUCUGCGAGUACACGAAAGACUCCAAGAUGGCACGAGCAAGAGACAUGUUCUUCCACGGUAUAGCCCCCAUAAUGCUGUAUUCAGAACGAGCACACUAUUUCAGAAGAUCUCGUAUCAAAGGGAUAAGACAUAUAAUUUUCUAUCAGCCUCCAGGAUGGCCACAUUUUUAUUCUGAGAUGUGCAAUUUGAUGCAGGAAGCUAACCAGAAUCGCAAGACUGGUGUUGAUAAUAAUAUGACUGUUACGAUUUUGUUCACGAAACAUGAUUUAUUGCAAGUGGCUGGUAUCGUUGGAACGGAGAGGGCUGGACAGUUGACACAUUCGAAUAAGGAUGUACAUAUGUUUAUGACUGGGGAUUGA